AGCAAGAGACUGAGCCCAAAUGGCUUCACAACACAAGCCGCCUUCCAACCUCUGAAUUCGAUUGUCUCUGCUCCUCUAAUGGCGCCGUUCCCUCCAUCAACGCCCCUCCAUCUCUUCCUCUUCUUCUCCAUCUCCAUCUCCAUUCUCCCAAUCUCAGAAUCGCAACAACUGCAAGGGGUCUGUGGUCUUGAAUGGGAUCCGGCGCUAUGCUCCACUUCCGGGAAGAUCUUGAUCAAGGGAGGGACUGUGGUGAACGCUCAUAACAAGGAGGUCGCCGAUGUCUAUAUCCAGGAUGGAGUCAUCGCCUCCGUUAGGCCCAAUAUCAUUGUUAGUGAUGACGUUACAAUUCUUGAUGCAACUGGAAAGUAUGUAAUGCCAGGUGGGAUUGACCCUCACACUCAUCUGGCAAUGGAGUUUAUGGGCACUGAGACAAUUGAUGACUUUUUCAGUGGUCAAGCUGCAGCAUUGGCUGGGGGAACAACUAUGCACAUUGACUUUGUUAUACCAGUUAAUGGAAAUCUGUCAGCUGGUUUUGAUUUGUACAUGAAUAAAGCUAAAAAUUCAGUAAUGGAUUAUGGUUUCCAUAUGGCUGUGACAAAGUGGGAUGAAACAGUUUCUGAAGACAUGCAAGUCUUGGUUAACGAAAAAGGAAUCAACUCUUUCAAGUUUUUCAUGGCUUACAAAGGAUCCUUUAUGAUCAAUGAUGAGCUUUUAUUGCAAGCAUUGGAAAGAUGCAAGAACCUUGGUGCCUUACCAAUGGUUCAUGCUGAAAAUGGAGAUGCUGUUGCAGAAGGACAGAGAAAGAUGAUAGAAUUAGGAAUAACAGGUCCUAAGGGACAUGCACUUUCAAGGCCUCCAUUGUUUGAAGGAGAGGCCACUGCACGUGCUAUACGUUUAGCUAGAUUUGUAAAUACACCCUUAUAUGUUGUUCAUGUGAUGAGUAUUGACGCCACUGAAGAAAUUGCCAGGGCCAAAAUGUCAGGGCAAAAGGUUAUUGGAGAACCUGUAGUUUCAGGGUUAGUCCUUAAUGAUUCUUGGCUUUGGAACCCAGAUUUUGCUAUUGCAGCACAGUAUGUAAUGAGUCCUCCAAUACGGAAAUCUGGACAUGAUAAAUCACUUCAAGCUGCCCUUUCCUCUGGAAUAUUACAGGUAAGUUUGCUCCCUGAUCAGACCUAUGUUGGCUUGUACAACUCUAGGUCACUGAGACUUGUACUAAUCUUCACUCAUCUAUGACUUCAGUCCUAGGUUCUUGAUUGCUCAAUAUUGUGUAUAAAAGCCCUUGUAAUGCAAUGGGGA
This is a messenger RNA of Dioscorea cayenensis subsp. rotundata (Guinea yam), 1296 nucleotides long. Its product is annotated as dihydropyrimidinase-like. The transcript is spliced from 8 exons. NCBI's taxonomy places the organism in Eukaryota, Viridiplantae, Streptophyta, Magnoliopsida, Dioscoreales, Dioscoreaceae. Gene Ontology annotation, biological process: pyrimidine nucleobase catabolic process. Gene Ontology annotation, cellular component: cytosol; cytoplasm. Gene Ontology annotation, molecular function: dihydropyrimidinase activity. The record is from RefSeq and is a predicted model, not a curated record. The coding region runs from base 79 to 1233 and encodes 384 amino acids.